Messenger RNA from Mytilus californianus (California mussel), 3840 nucleotides. RefSeq lists its product as uncharacterized. Bases 1 to 3840 code for a protein of 1279 amino acids. The transcript has 15 exons. The record is from RefSeq and is a predicted model, not a curated record. NCBI's taxonomy places the organism in Eukaryota, Metazoa, Mollusca, Bivalvia, Mytilida, Mytilidae.
AUGCAAAUCAGUCUACCUGAUGACUAUGGAUAUACACAAAAUAGAGCAAAGAAAUUUGUUGAUAUUGGAUACAACACAUUUACUAGUACCUGUGGAGUAACGUUGGAUACUUGUGACAGUGUUAACGUUAGCUUCCAUGACAAUGCUUUUAAAGGAAGUUCAUGUUCAAGAAUUGAUAAAUGUUUCUUAAGUAUUUUUGCAGAUGGAUUCCGAAACAUACCGUAUCAUGUUUUUGACAUAUCUACAAACAAAUUCAUGGGAAUAAAUGAUAAUUGUGUUAUAGAGUUGAAAAGUCACAGUUAUUUUUCAUAUCCUAAGGGAACAAUGCAGUUUAAUAGUUUUCUCCUGAAUAAAGUAUCUCGUGGUGUAGUGGUUCUAGAUACGUCAUAUUUUAACAUUUCUCAGAACAUCUUUGACAACCAUGAUUCUACAUUUGAUUUCUAUACUACUGGUUCUGGAGAUGACACAAUUAAUGCUACACAGAAUUGGUUUGGUAACAUGACAUUGUCAAUGGUUUAUGAUCGAAUCUAUGACAGAAGACAAGAUCCUAGUCUAAUGUCUGUAAAUAUUGCGCCAUUAUUACUGGAAUGGACAUUAGAUUGCUCUCUGGUGAACAAUUGCAGCAAUGAAGGACAAUGUGUCAGCCCUAACAGAUGCAGAUGUUUUUCAGGUUGGACUGGUAAAAACUGUACUGAGUAUGACUGUAAAGAUGUUAAUCAUUGUUAUGGAAAUGGACAAUGUAUUGGACCAAACAAAUGUGAUUGCCAUCCUGGUUGGGAAGGUGAUACAUGCAUUGUAGCUUCAUGUUUUGAUGUCAAGAAUUGUAGUGGCCAUGGGAUCUGUCUGAGGCCAGGAGUGUGCAAAUGUACAUCAAAGUUUACUGGUGAAGACUGUAGUAAAUGUGUUCCAUUACACUGGGGAUCUCUCUGUAGCCAAUGUCCAGAUUGUCAACAUGGUACUUGUAAUCUUACAACAGGUAUGUGUGACUGUAAUGGUAUCAACUGGUCAGACUUCUUGUGCGAUAAGUGCAGUGAGACUUUCUACGGUCCAGAUUGUCUCCCCUUGUUGAUGGUUUUACAAGUAGUACCCAAUCAAGUAUCAGACAAAGGAGGUACCGUGGUUCAUGUUUGGGGACACAAUUUCCCGGAGGUGAUAGGUCAUGUGUACAUUUGUAAAUUUGGACAAGAAAGCAUCAAUGGAACAUGGAUAGCUUGGAACCACCUAACUUGUACCGCACCGCAGCAUGAAGAAGGGAGCGUGUUCCUUGAAGUUUCACCUUAUGGUACACAUUUCACUAAUACCAAGAUAACGUUUACAUAUUAUGCAACCUGUCCACCUGGAGCUUGUGGAAGUCACCACCAGCCUCCUAAUGGUCAGUGUUUGUUUGGUGGCUGUUCAUGUAACUUACCAUGGGUUGGAAAAAAUUGUACAAUAGAACUGUUAGCUCCAAGGAUAAUGACACCAGAACAAUCUCAGUAUGUUGUGGAAGGAACUAAAUACAAUUUUGGUCUAAACUUGUCUCAGGGAAGUCUACCUGUAAGAUGGGAACUUAAUCAGUAUCCCGUUGGUAUGACUAUUGAUAAAAGAACGGGUCAGGUUGAAUGGGGUUUUACAAUAUCAACUCUGACACACCAUAUGAUCACUGCUACGGUAACAAAUGUCAUAGGAAAAGAUGUUGUGUCAUUGCAGUUAUUUGUGUCUAUUUCUUACUCAGCUUCUGUAAUAAGAAUUGAACCAAAUGGAAUAUUACCAGCGCCUACUACUGUAACAAUAACAGGAACUGUGACUUUCAACAAUUCAGUUCAACAAAAAGUUGUUCCAGUUGAUAUAAAAGUAAUCAGUUCAUUCAGUAAAAGAAUAAGAGUUCUAUCAGCGCUGACUGACCCAUUAUCUCCUAGUAGUUUUUCUGCCACAUAUUAUCCUUAUCCAGAUGAUGUAGGAAUCAUAUCAGCAAUCGCUAGUCACCCAGUGGAAUCUUCUAGAAAUGGAGCAUUUGAUUGGACAGUUCUAGGAAUGAGAUGUCAGCCAUACUAUGUUUCAUGGGAUGCUGUCAUAGAAAAUAACACUGUUGUAUUCAAAAAUAUAACAUCUUUAGUAAAUGUAGGACAGCAGCCUAUUUUCAACAUAUCCAGUCGUGUAGAUGGAAUCUCUGGAACCUACUUCCAGUCAUCAAAGAUGUCAAGUUCUGUCAAAAAUAUUUUCCUGGAUUCUCUUGAAGCCUUUGAAACUUAUACGUUUGAUUUUAUUGUGACAGAAGCUCGACCACUUCGUGGACAAAUUUAUAUAAUAUUUUCAACCCCUGAAGGAACAGAAACAAGACUUCAAGUAAACAUGCAGUUCUCGAUCAAUAAACCAUUGCUUGUUUUCACACCUGCUACACUUACAGAUAACAUUAUACGUGGAACUCAGAAAAUACUAGAUGUUAGUGUUCACAAUGAAGGGGAAGUAUCUGCUAAGAAUGUUACAGUAUCUCUUCCAAAUGAAAGUAGGUUAUCCUUGGUGUCUUUUGCAAUAGUUGGCAGCCUGAACAGUAAUGAACACAAUGACGGGAUCACCAUAGCUCCAAAUGAAGUCGCCAUGAUAUCUUUAGCUGUCACAUCUGAUUCAAAUGACGGAUUGGGGGAGAUGAGUGGUACCAUACUUUUGAAAACAGACCUGACCUCAGCAUCAAUAUCGUACAGAUUUUAUAUUGCAUCAAUAUUAAAGCUGAAUCUGACUAUUACAGUGAAAGAUGAGUAUACCUAUUUUGCAUCUGGAGCGCCACUAGUGAGUGGAGCUGAAGUUCGAUUAAUUAAUCCAGGGAGACAGUAUUCAGAGACAAGAUACACAACAAAUGAAACAGGAUAUGUGAUAUUUGAUGGUUUACAAGAAGACCGUUAUAGUCUGUAUGCACAAGCAGAGGGUCAUAGUUCAUAUUCAGCCGUCAUCAUAGCAUCACCUGACAGGAAUGAACAGGAAUUGUUCUUGCAACGGAUAUCUGUUAAAUACACCUGGACAGUAACAUCAACUACAGUCCAAGAUAAAUAUGUCAUCUCACUGGAGUCUACUUUUGAAACUAAUGUCCCAAUGCCAGUAGUUACAGUAGACCCCGCAACGGUGAAUACUAUUCCGUAUGAAUUGGGUGAAGAAGAUACCAUGGAGUUUACUAUCACUAAUCACGGGUUAAUUAGAGUCGACAAUGUCAGAUUUGCUUUUCCUUCAAACCAUCCUUAUCUCAAAUUCAACAUGACUGUUGAUGAGAUUGGUAGUCUUUCAGCAAACACAUCAAUCAAAGUACCGGUUUUAGUGACAUUACAGAAUACAAGAAAGAAAGGGAGUCUUAGCUGUUUCGUGUGUGGAUUGGCUGUUUUGUACGACUAUGUUUGUGGUCCAAGUAAACAAACAAAAAAACUGGACAUACCAGAUACAAGGCAAUAUCCUGGGCGACCACCUCUCCCAUUUUGUGAUAGUUGUAGUGCUGGGUUAGAUGAUAGUGGUGUUGAUCAUGAUGGUACAGGAAAAAUAUUCUUAGAAGGUCCUAAUAUAGAAAUUGAACUGGCAUCUUCAACAACAUAUAAUCCUGUGACACCUAUUUCCUGUGACUGUGCCAAAAGUAUGAUUAAAGGUUGUGUUUUUGGUUAUUAUUUUGGAUGUGCGGGAGGCAUAUUCUCUUUGGCAGAAUCAAUAAGUGGUGAUAACACUGGAGGGACCUCAUUUACUAGAUCAUAUGAUGUUGCAUUUGGACUUAUGGAUGCAUUUUUUGGUUGUGUAACUCCACUUCUAAGGCCUGCUUUCAAAAUACUUGAAAACGUUUACUCGGCACUUAGGUAUUAUAUUGAUCUACAAUGUAUGGAAAAGUAA